GCAGUGACGCAAUAGUAAACUAUAUCCAAUCGCAUGAACCGCGUGUAAGAUUGAGAAGUACGAGGAAACGAGUUAACAACAUUGAAAGCAGAGGGACUCCUCUUGAGAAAUCAAACAGCGCGCUACGGAUACAUGGCGGGAGAGACAUUUACUAGAUCGAUAAGGUUGUGUCGUCGUCAUUUGGCUCUGUUACAGAGAUGUCCUCAGUCCAUAGCUCUCCAAGUACCUCACAAGUCCUUCUCUUCACUCAGAGUUGUAAAGAGUCACAGACUCUUUAGGAAGUUGCUGUUUGGCAUCUCGGUUGGCGUGCCAUUCGUAGUCGGGUUCGGAUAUGUGGCCUCCAAGCCCAGAGAAAGGAGGAAGAUGAGGAUACUAGCAGAGGGAGUCGGGCGCUUCUGCAGAUCUCUCUAUGUCGGGCUUAAGAUAUCAGCCGACUACUGGUGGACGUCUAACAUUGCGCUGCGUGGUAUGGAUGAGAGCAGUCCAGAUUAUUCAGAGGUUAUGUCCGCCUGUCAUCAGAGAGCAGCCAAUAGCAUGGUAGAAGGGGCAAUUCAGAACGGAGGCUUGUAUAUUAAGCUGGGACAGGGCCUGUGUGCAUUUAACCAUCUUCUACCUCCAGAAUACAUCAGCACCCUUCGUGUGUUAGAGGAUAAAGCUCUCAAUAGACGAUACAAAGAGGUAGAUGCUUUAUUUCAAGAGGACUUCAACACAACUCCAGAAAACUUGUUUAGGAAGUUUGACCAUGAGCCUAUGGCUGCUGCCAGCUUGGCCCAGGUUCACAAGGCAGAACUGCAUGAUGGGACACCUGUGGCUGUAAAGGUGCAAUAUAUUGAUCUCAGGGAUCGUUUUGAUGGUGACAUCAGGACUUUGGAGAUUCUGUUGGACAUAGUGAAGUUCAUGCACCCUAGCUUUGGUUUCCGCUGGGUAUUACAGGAUUUAAAGGGAACAUUAGCCCAAGAGCUGGACUUUGAGAAUGAGGGCAAGAAUUCUGAACGCUGUGCAGAAGAGCUGAAACACUUUAAAUUUAUAGUUGUGCCAAAAGUAUUCUGGGAUUUCACCAGCAAGAGAGUUCUCACAGCAGAGUUCUGUGAAGGAUGUAAAGUCAACAAUGUCGAGGAAAUUGAACGUCAGGGACUGGGUCUGAAAGAUACGGCUGAUAAGCUCAUCCGCACAUUUGCAGAACAGAUCUUUUACACCGGCUUUAUUCAUGCUGACCCACAUCCUGGAAAUGUGCUGGUAAGAAAAGGUGCAGAUAAAAAAGCGGAGUUGGUUCUGUUGGAUCACGGACUGUAUGAACACCUCAGUAAAAGUGACAGAGUGGCUCUGUGUCAUCUGUGGAGAUCCAUCAUCCUGCGCGAUGAAGCCGGUAUGAAGAAAUAUGCAAAUGAGCUUGGGGUCAAAGAAUACUUCUUGUUCUGCGAGAUGCUCUUGCAGCGGCCAAUCAACAUGUGGAAUCUGGGCCUGGGUAACAUCAUGACUCGAGAGGAGACCACCUACAUGCGUGACAUGGCCAAGAAUCGCUUUGAUGAAAUCAUGCAGGUGUUAAAGUCAAUGCCGCGGCCCAUGCUGCUGGUGUUCAGGAACAUUAACACGGUCCGAUGUAUCAACAUCACUCUGGGAGCUCCAGUAGAUCGAUACUUUGUCAUGGCCAAAUGUGCUGUGAGAGGAUGGGGCAGAAUACAAGCAGAUCACAUCCGGUUUCUGCAGGGAUUCACUGUCUUCCACCAUUUCUGGUCCUUUUGGGAAAGCAUCAAGUUUGAAUUUGCUUUAAGGUCAGAGAUGGCGCUAAUGAGCAUCAGUCGCGCUCUGCUUCAGCUGCUGUCUUACUGUGGUAUCAUCACGCUGGACCAGGAUGUGUAUCAAUAUCUGAAAUGAAGCUUCAUUGACCACAUACCUCAUCAUGACACUACUUCAGUGUGCCUAAAGCCUUUAAAAAAAACCCUGUGAAACACAUUUCAUGCUGCUUUACACGCACACACAGUGCUUUAUCAAUGAUUUUUCUUUCAUUAUUCAACACACACUCGGCUCUCAGGAACCUCUUUCUGUGUGCUUGUACAGUUUUAUUUGGAUAUAAGCGCUGAUCUGGUUGUAAAGUACUUUUAAGGGAUCGCUGAAUUUCUUAAUGCUUUCGUGGUUAAGUGGUUUUAUUUAUUUGAUAAAAGUACACACAUUCCAGCAUCGUAUCGUAGUUUUUGUCCAACUCCAUUGACUUGUAUUAGAUGUGCUGUGAGGUACGGUAUUACUCCGCGCCGGGAACGUUGUUUGUAUUCUUGCAAUUGGCAAAGGCGGAUUAUCGCCACCAACUGGGCUGGAGUGUCUAUUAUUCAAGCUCUCAACGGAAGAAUAUACGGGUGUGAGGCGUUUGGAAAAAUAGGUCCACAAGUUUACAACGAAUGCUAAAACAGCUGUUGGAAAGCAUCUUUUGCAGCAAUUUUUGUGUGAGCAUAUCAGUGAACACCCCUGACCACUCGCUGAGUUUCACGUCUUUGUAAACGAAAGUUUAAUGCAUUUUAGGAAGGAUUGUUCUAGUGCACCUAUACAGCCAUUGUAGAGGUGGAAGGUGAAACAACAAACACCCGAAAAUUCUCGGGCCAGCAUCAUAUGUCGAAAUUUCAGUCAAAACCGUUCUAUUUCAUCAUAAACAAUCUGAAAACAGGGCUUUAAGUGUAAAAUACCGAACUUGUCCUUUAAAUGGAAUUAUCAAACAAUUUCUCAUAACUUGAUCUAUUUCUCUUGAAAUAUUUCAAUGCAGUAUAGUAUUUUAUUAUGGUAUUGACUCUUGACUGCUGAGAAUCUUGUGAUACUUUAUACUUGAAAAGGCUAUUUUAUCAAAUAAGAGCUGUAAGAUGUAGCGAAAUUACCAGGAUAUUGCAAAUGUGCAUAUCGCAAUACACAGUGCAAUGGUUUGCAAUAGCUGAAUAUUUUUAAUACAUCAAAAAGUUAUGCAUAGUCGUAGUUUUAGGUCAAUGCAGAUAGCAGAGAGACUGAUGCUUUGUUUUCUUAGAGAGAAUGUGAAACAUGAUGUUAUAUGUGACCCUGAAACCAGUCGGGUCCUUUUUUUAAUGAGAUUUAUACAUCAUCAGAAAGCUGAAUAAAUAUGAUUUCCAUUGAUUGACGGAUUGUUAGGAAUUAAUAUUUGGUCGAUGUAAAACUAUUUAUCCACUCACAAAAAUAAAGUUUUGAUAUAUGUACGUUAGAAAAUUCACAAAAUAUCUUUAAGGGAUAUGGGCUUAAUAUCCUAAUGAUUUUUGGCAUAAUAAUUAAUUUUGAUCUAUGUGUUAAUGGCUAUUGCUACAAAUAUACCUGUGCAACUUACGAUUUUUUUAUUAUUCAAAUUGAUUUUACAAACUUAAAUACAUCCUAUGUGAACUGAUUCUUGGAUAAUUUGGGCUUUCGUUUCAUACAAUGAAAUUGUACAUCUUUAUUCUUGUAAUUUCUCAUAUUUUAAUGUGGCACUGAACACUGUGAUAAUUUGAAACGCCAGAAAUUCAUUCUGGGAAUAAAAAAUGUCAUUUUUAACCAAA
Messenger RNA from Misgurnus anguillicaudatus (oriental weatherfish), 3524 nucleotides. It is a transcript of the gene adck5, whose product is annotated as aarF domain containing kinase 5. NCBI's taxonomy places the organism in Eukaryota, Metazoa, Chordata, Actinopteri, Cypriniformes, Cobitidae. The record is from RefSeq and is a predicted model, not a curated record.